Messenger RNA from Leptopilina heterotoma, 1480 nucleotides. RefSeq names its product nuclear speckle splicing regulatory protein 1. The coding region runs from base 195 to 1376 and encodes 393 amino acids. The record is from RefSeq and is a predicted model, not a curated record. Lineage: Eukaryota; Metazoa; Arthropoda; Insecta; Hymenoptera; Figitidae. Gene Ontology annotation, biological process: regulation of alternative mRNA splicing, via spliceosome. The transcript is spliced from 2 exons.
CGGUCGAUGUCGAUGCAGAACGAGGCACCCUAACAAAGUUGAGAACCUUCAAAUACAAAACACUCAUGUUAAUUUCUGAGAUUUCUGAUUUCUGUCACUUUUUAUAAUUGUAACAUAAAUAAAAGAAUAUUAAGUUUUUCCCUUUCGUCACGAUUUAAUUAAAGUUAUAAAGAGUAACAAUUCUUCCUUAAAAAAUGGCUGGUAAACCGACGAAACAGUUUGGAUUAAUAAUGCCGAAGAAGGCUCAACUUUCAGCACCAAGAGCAGUGAAUGUUUUUGGCAAUGACAGCGAUCAGGACGAUGACGAUGGCAUCGAUAGAAUUCAAAAAAGUUGGCGAGCCGAAAGUGGAAAGAGUCAAAUAAAAAAGCAAGCUCUCAUAAAUGCGGAGCGCGCAUUAGAGGAGGAUCCAACAAUAUUUCAAUACGAUGAAAUUUAUUCCGAAAUUCAUGUCGACACAGAAAAGAAAAAGGAGGAGAAAAAGAAGCAGGAGCCAAAGUAUAUUAAAAAAUUAUUGCAAAAUGCUGAGAAACGAAAACGUGAAAAUGAAUUGAGAAUUGAAAGGAGUGUACAAAAGGAAAGAGAAGCCGAGGGCGAUAUGUUUAAGGAUAAGGAAAAAUUUGUCACCGCCUCCUAUCGUAAGAAACUCGAGGAACAUAAAAAACUCGAGGAAGAAGAGAAAGAAGAGGAGAGACUCGAGGCUAUUGGCGAUGUUACAAAACAAGUUAAUAUCGAUGGUAUUUAUCGUCAUCUUUUUAGUCAGAGAUUUGAAAUUUCCCCAAAAACAGGAAUUCUACAAAAAUUCGAUAAUUCAAAGAAAGAAAAUUCCAAUGAAUCGAAAAAUAAAACAAAUAUCGACGCUGACGAUUCUUCUGUAAACGAUUCGAGUUCUGAUUCUGAGAAAACAAAAGCAGAAGCAUUGAAAAUUGUUUCGAAAAAUAGAAAGGGUAAACAAUAUCGUAAACGGGACAUGAAAUCAGAAUCUGAUGAAGAGGUGCGUGAAAAAGAAGAACAAGAAGAAGAAGCAGUGAAAGUAGAAAAGAACGAAAGUAGAGAAAAAAUUAAUGAACCUAAAGAGAAAAAGGAGGAAAAAGUGGUGAAGAAUAAAGAACCCGAGAAAAUGAUUUCAAAUGUUGAAAUUGGCGAUUCUUCAAAAUCGGGCGUGAAGAGAAAAGAAAGAGAUGAGGAGAAAGAAGGUCGAACUAAGGAGGAUGAGUCGAAUAGUCCGAAUAAGAGGAAAAAAGAUGAUGUUAAACAAAAGGCAAAAAAGUCAGAAAGAAAUGUUACAAUUUGGAUAAAACGAACUGUGGGACCAAUUUUCGAAGCCGCUUUACAGAGAUAUUACGACCGUCAAGCUGCAAAAAUAUCCAACUCUUAACUCUAUUAUUAUUAUUAUUAUUAUUAUUAUUACUAUUAUUGUAAAUAAAUUAUUUUUAUAAUAAUUAAAAUUGUUCGAGAUUAAAAAUACAACUCUUAAAUUUU